Lactuca saligna is the source of this 768-nucleotide messenger RNA. The record is from the annotation of a GenBank genome assembly. NCBI's taxonomy places the organism in Eukaryota, Viridiplantae, Streptophyta, Magnoliopsida, Asterales, Asteraceae.
AUGAACAAACUAGAAGGGAAGGUGGCUAUAAUCACCGGCGGCGCAAGUGGUAUCGGAGCAGCCACCGCUCGUCUGUUUGCAAAACAAGGUGCAUGUGCGGUUGUGAUCUGUGAUAUCCAAGAUGAACUCGGAAAAGAUCUCUGCAAAUCCAUCGGCUCACACUGUUGCACGUACAUACAUUGUGACGUUAGUGACGAAACCCAAGUGAAGUCCCUAGUGGACUGGACGGUGGAGACAUACGGCAAGCUUGAUAUUAUGAUUAGCAACGCCGGGAUCGCUAGUAAAUCCGACCAGACCGUAGUCGACAUGGAUAUGAAGCAUCUUGACGACCUCUUUGCCAUCAAUAUCCGCGGCAUGGUGGCUUGCCUGAAGCAUGCGGCGCGCUCGAUGGUGGAGCGGAAGGUGAAGGGAAACAUUAUAUGCAUGUCUAGCGUGUUGGGAAGGCAAGCAGUGUUGCAGCAUACGGAUUAUUGUAUGUCAAAACAUGCGGUGAUUGGGUUGAUGAAAUCGGCGAGCAAGCAGCUGGGGCAAUACGGGAUUCGAGUGAAUGCUGUGUCGCCUUCGGUGGUGGCUACGCCGUUGAUGUGCAACAUGCUUGAGAAAGAGGCGGCAGAAGUGGAGAAGAUUUUUGAACCGUUCACCAGCUUGAAAGGCGUGAUCUUGAAAGCGGAGGACGUUGCUCACGCCGUCUUGUUCCUGGCCAACGGGGAGUCUGGUUUUAUCACCGGCCAUGAUCUGGCUGUCGACGGAGGUUUUACUAUUUCAUAA